Molecule: messenger RNA, 303 nt
Organism: Suillus subaureus
Lineage: Eukaryota; Fungi; Basidiomycota; Agaricomycetes; Boletales; Suillaceae
Exons: 4
Coding region: 1-303 (100 amino acids)
Source: RefSeq, a predicted model, not a curated record
AUGGCCUGGAAUGACCUCACCGCCAGGCAUCAUCAGCAGUACCCAGAUUACUCUCAAGCUGAUUUCAUGAUUAUCUCAGAUCACGAUAGUGAAUUGUUUUUUUCCAACAAUGGUCACCAUGAAUACAUGAGUUUGCUUAUCUAUGGACAUAUUCUGUUUCAGCUCAUUAACCAUGUACACAACCACCCUGAGAGAUUAAAUAUUGAGCAACAGAAGUCAAAUGGGGUGGGGUAUAUGCAGACAGAUGUCUUUACAGGCGAUCUGUCGGUACUGUAUGAGCAAAUGGGCGAUGUCAUUGAUUAG